AUGAAGUUGUCACUCCUUGCCGUCAUCGUAGCCUCCGCCUCUGCCGCCCAGGGCGCCAUCACCUGGACGCUUCAGAAGGCCGCCAAUCCCACAUCCGACCAGAACGACGCAUACACCAAAAUUGAAGCUGCCAUGAAGCUGGCCGUCGCAAGACACGCAAAGCUGGGAAGUGCCAGCAAGACCAUUCGCGUCUAUUACACGCCCGGCGUUCCUACGGCUGAGGCCAGCUAUAAUGGUGACCUCCGUUUUGGAUCGAACCGAUCUUUCAUGAACGAGCGUACGGCGCUCCACGAGAUCGCUCACACACUCGGCGUUGGUCAAACUACCGCCUUCAACUCCAAAUGCUCAUCCGGCGACUGGGCUACGGCAUUGCCCCUACUCCGUUCCUGGGACGGCUCGGAUGCUAAGAUCAGCUGCGGUGGCGGGCAUUUCUGGCCGUAUGGCCUUAAUUACGACACCGAAUGGAGCGAAACAAAUGGUGACCGUCAUGUAAAGAUCAUCAACGCUAUGCUUGCUGAUGGCAUGUAA
This is a messenger RNA of Colletotrichum orchidophilum, 528 nucleotides long. RefSeq names its product ricin B lectin. The coding region runs from base 1 to 528 and encodes 175 amino acids. The record is from RefSeq and is a predicted model, not a curated record. The transcript has a single exon. NCBI's taxonomy places the organism in Eukaryota, Fungi, Ascomycota, Sordariomycetes, Glomerellales, Glomerellaceae.